AUGAUUAAUCGAAAGACGUUAAUUUACCUUUUAUCAGUACUGAUAUUAGCUACUGCAUUGCCCGUCGAAAAUAACAGUGUAUUCGACCCUUCGGACAUUGAAAUCGAGGUCCAUAGAUCCAGGUUGGAUAAAAGGCUUUUCGAUGUGUCCGUUACCAGUGAUUCAAACACUGUCCUGGGAAGCGCGAAUAUUGGACCCGGCCUUGAACUCAUCUCAUCCACGACUACCAGUACGUCCCAUAACCCUGUCACUUCUACAGGAUAUAGGAGUUCAUCUAUUGCAGACUUAUCAUCGACUACAGUAAGACUGGGGGGGCUAACUUCUACUUCGAGUACAACAAUAUCUACCACAACAAAAUCAGACUAUGGAAGUACAACUUCUGCUGACUUCUUAUCUACAACAGUAAGUCUAGGGGAGGAAAUUACUGAUACAAGUAAAACAUUACCUACAACGACUACAGUAAGUCUAGAAGGGCUUACUUCCACUAGGGGUGAAGCAGUAUCUACCACUACCACUACAAAAUCCGACUACGGAACUACAACCUCUGCUGACUUCUCAUCGACAACAGUAAGAUUAGGAGGGUUAACUUCCACUUCGAGUGAAACAGCAACUACCACUACAAGUUCAAACUAUGGAAGUACAAUAUCUACCGACUUCUCAUCGACAACAGUGAGACAAGGGGAAGUAAUUACUACUACAAGUAAAACAGUACCUACCACCACAGCCAGUUCAACAAGUACAUCCAAGACAACUAGCUCCAGCACAGCAAGUGCAUCAUUUUCGGAGUUAGCAUCUGUCAUCAUUAGUCAGUCUCUAAAUCUUCAAUCAGGAAGCACUACAUCCACCCAGCCAGGUGCUACAGGGUUUGCUAUUUCCACAUCCUCCGCGCUAUCUGCAAAUCCCGCGGAUCCAAACAUUCAAUUUGGUAAUCUUAGGACCUCCAGAACAAGCGGCAACUACUUAAGCAGUACAAUCAGCAUCGGCAGUAGCAGUAGAGUAGGAACUUCUACUAGUACAACUAGCACAACUACAAGUACGACUGCUAUUGGCAGAAAAAGUGAAGGCACCAGCAGCAAUGCCAUUACUAGUACAUCAAGUAGCAGUACUACCAUUGCCAGCGUUGGAACUACCAGCAGUGAAGCCAGUACUGUAUACACUACAAGCACCGUAACCAGUAGCAGCGUUGGAACUACUAGCACUAUUAGCACCAUCAGAAGGGGUACCAGUAGUAUUGUUGAAACUACUAGCAGCAUUGCCAGUAGUAGCACUACUAUCCUCGAUCGUGGCGCUACAAGCGAUUCCGGUAGCACUACAAAUGGCAGGAGUAGUAGGACAAGCGUUAUCGAUCUCAGUGCCAGUGAGAUAAACAGUAUGACAAGCGCUAUUAGCACAUCUCAACUCAAUUCAUUGACCACAGUGAGUACACCUCUGGUGGCGGUAAAUCCUAAUAUACUGUUCCAUACUACAGUUACGGAGAAGACCAGCUCAACAAAACUAGCGACAUCAACACAAACUUCUUCUUCAUCAACUACCAAAACGAGAACUACGCAAUAUCAUGAUACCACAGAAUCUUCUACCACUACUAAGUACCAUACUACCAGUACUGGGACUAGCCACCAAAGUUCUAGCACGACUAGUAAGUAUCACACUUCCAGUACUACUAGUAGGCACCAAACUACAAGUACUAGUCAACAUCAUACUACAAGUACCUCAAGUAAGCACUACAUUUCCAGUACCUCAACAAAGCACCAGACUUCGAGUACUACUAGCAAGCACCAGACUUCCAGUACUACUAGCAAAUACCACACAACAACUGCUACCAGUAAGCACCAUACUUCAAGUACUACUAGCAAGCCCCGCACAACUACUACUAGCAAGCACCACACUUCCAGUGCCUCAAGUAAGCACCAUACUACCAGUACUACUAGCGAACACCAGACUUCCAGUACUACAAGUAAGCGCCAGACUUCAAGUACUACUAGCAAACACCAGACUUCCAGUACUACAAGUAAGCAUCAUGCUUCAAGUACUACUAGCAAGCAACACACUACUGGUACUACUAGCAAGCAUCACACUUCCAGUACUACCAGUAAGCAUCAUACUAUCAGCACUGGCAGAAGACAUCAUACUCCUAGUACCACGAGUAAGCACCACACUACGAGUACCAGUAAGCAUCAUACUUCAAGUACUACUAGCAAGCAUCACACUUCCAGUACUUCAACUAAACAGCACACUACAAGUACUAGCAAGCACCACACUACAAGUACUAGCAAACACCACACUACGAGUACCAGUAAGCAUCAUACUUCAAGUACUAUUAGUAAGCACCACACUUCCAGUACCUCAACUAAACACCACACUACAAGUACUAGCAAGCACCACACUACAAGUACCAGUAAGCAUCAUACUUCAAGUACUACUAACAAGCACCACACUUCCAGUACCUCAACUAAACACCACACUACAAGUACUAGCAAGCACCACACUACAAGUACCAGUAAGCAUCAUACUUCAAGUACUACUAACAAGCACCACACUUCCAGUACCUCAACUAAACACCACACUACAAGUACUAGCAAGCACCACACUACAAGUACCAGUAAGCAUCAUACUUCAAGUACUACUAGCAAGCACCACACUUCCAGUACCUCAACUAAACAGCACACUACAAGUACUAGCAAACAUCACACUACUAGUAAGCAUCAUACUUCAAGUACUACUAGCAAGCAACACACUACUAGUACUACUAGCAAGCAUCACACUUCCAGUACUACCAGCAAGCAUCGUACUAUCAGCACUGGCAGAAGACAUCAUACUCCUAGUACCACGAGUAAGCACCACACUACGAGUACCAAUAAGCACCACACUACUAGUACUACUAGCAAGCAUCACACUACUAGUACUACCAGUAAGCACCACACUUUCAGUACUACUAGCAAGCACCACACUACUAGUACUACUAGCAAGCAUCACACUACUAGUACUAGCAGUAAGCAUCAUACUAUCAGCACUGGCCAAAGACAUCAUACUCCUAGUACUACUAGCAAACACCAUACUUCCAGUACUAGCAAACAUCACACUACUAGUACUACUAAGCAUCAUACUUCCAGUACCUCAACUAAACACCACACUUCCAGUACUACCAGUAACCAUCAUACUAUCAGCACUGGCAGAAGACAUCAUACUCCUAGUACCACGAGUAAGCACCACACUACGAGUACCAGUACGCAUCAUACUACUAGUACUACUAGCAAGCACCACACUUCUAGUACUACUAGCAAACACCAUACUUCCAGCACUACUAGCAAGCACCACACUUCCAGUACCACUAGUAAGCACCACACUUCCAGUACUACUAGCAAACACCACACUACUAGUACCAGUAAGCAUCAUACUCCUAGUACCACUAGCAAACACCACACUUCUAGUACUACUAGCAAACACCACACUACGAGUACCAGCAAUCAUCAUACUUCAAGUACUAGUAGCAAGCACCACACUUCCAGUACUACCAGUAAGCACCACACUUCCAGUACUACUAGCAAACAUCAUACUUCCAGUACUACUAGCGAACAUCAUACUUCCAGUACCUCAACUAAACACCACACUUCCAGUACUACCAGCAAGCACCACACUUCCAGUACUACCAGCAAGCACCACACUUCCAGUACUACUAGCAAACACCACAGUACUAGUACUAGUAAGCACCACACUUCUAGUACUACUAGCAAACACCAUACUUCCAGCACUACUAGCAAGUACCACACUUCCAGUACCUCAACUAAACACCACACUACUAGUACUACCAGUAAGCAUCAUACUAUCAGCACUGGCAGAAGACAUCAUACUCCUAGUACUACUAGCAAACACCACACUACUAGUACUACCAAGCAUCAUACUUCCAGUACCUCAACUAAACACCACACUUCCAGUACUACUAGUAAGCACCAUACUACCAGUACCUCAACUAAACAUCACACUACAAGUACUAGCAAGCACCACACUACUAGUUCUACCAGUAAGCACCACACUUCGAGUACUACCAGCAAGCACCACAUUUCCAGUACUACUAGCAAGCACCACACUACUAGUACUACCAGUAAGCAUCAUACUAUCAGCACUGGCAGAAGACAUCAUACUCCUAGUACUACUAGCAAACACCACACUACUAGUACCAGUAAGCAUCAUACUUCAAGUACUACUAGCAAGCACCACACUUCCAGUACCUCAACUAAACACCACACUACUAGUACUACCAGUAAGCACCACACUUCCAGUACUACUAGCAAACACCACACUACGACUACCAGCAAUCAUCAUACUUCAAGUACUAGUAGCAAGCACCACACUUCCAGUACUACCAGUAAGCACCACACUUCCAGUACUACUAGCAAACACCACACUUCCAGUACUACUAGUAAGCACCAUACUACCAGUACCUCAACUAAACAUCACACUACAAGUACUAGCAAGCACCACACUACUAGUUCUACCAGUAAGCACCACACUUCGAGUACUACCAGCAAGCACCACAUUUCCAGUACUACUAGCAAGCACCACACUACUAGUACUACCAGUAAGCAUCAUACUAUCAGCACUGGCAGAAGACAUCAUACUCCUAGUACUACUAGCAAACACCACACCACUAGUACCAGUAAGCAUCAUACUUCAAGUACUACUAGCAAGCACCACACUUCCAGUACCUCAACUAAACACUACACUACUAGUGCUACCAGUAAGCACCACACUUCUAGUACUACUAGCAAACACCAUACUUCAAGUACUACUAGCAAGCACCACACUACUAGUACUACCAGUAAGCAUCAUACUAUCAGCACUGGCAGAAGGCAUCACACUUCAACUACUACUAGCAAACACCACACUUCAACUACUACUAGCAAACACCACACUACAAGUACUAGCAAGCACCACACUUCCAGUACUACUAGCAAACACCACACUACUAGUACUAGUAAGCACCACACUUCCAGUACUACUAGCAAACACCAUACUUCAAGUACUACUAGCAAGCACCACACUACUAGUACUACCAGUAAGCAUCAUACUAUCAGCACUGGCAGAAGGCAUCACACUUCAACUACUACUAGCAAACACCACACUUCAACUACUACUAGCAAACACCACACUACAAGUACUAGCAAGCACCACAUUUCCAGUACUACUAGCAAGCACCACACUACUAGUACUACCAGUAAGCAUCAUACUAUCAGCACUGGCAGAAGACAUCAUACCCCUAGUACCACUAGUAAGCACCACACUUCUAGUACUACUAGCAAACACCAUACUUCCAGCACUACUAGCAAGCACCACACUUCCAGUACUACUAGCAAACACCACACUACUAGUACUACUAGCAAGCACCACACUACUAGUACUAGUAAGCACCACACUUCUAGUACUACUAGCAAACACCACACUACUAGUACUACUAGCAAGCACCACACUACCAGUACCUCAACUAAACACCACACUACUAGUACUACCAGUAAGCAUCAUACUAUCAGCACUGGCAGACGGCAUCACACUUCAAGUACUACUAGCAAACACCACACUUCAAGUACUACUAGCAAACACCACACCACUAGUACUACUAGCAAGCACCACACUUCGAGUACUACUAGCAAGCACCACACUUCGAGUACCUCAAGUAAGCACCACACCACUAGUACUACUAGUAAGCAUCACACUACUACCACUGAGCACCAUACUUCCAGUACUACUAGCAAGCACCACAGUACAAGUACCAGUAAGCAUCAUACUACUAGUACUACAAGUGAACACCACACUACAAGUACUAGUAAGCACCACAGUACAAGUUCUACAACUGAACACCAUACUACAAGUACUAGUAGGCACCAUACUACAAGCACUACUAGUGAGCACCCUACUUCCAGUACCAGUACACACCAGACGACUGUGUCAAGCUCACGAUCCAGCACAAGUAUAUAUUCUUCAAGUAUUGGCUCCAGCUCCAGCUCCAGUGCGCACCAGACGACUGUGUCAAGCUCACGAUCCAGCACAAGUAUAUAUUCUUCUAGUAUUGGCUCCAGCUCCAGCUCCAGUGCCACCUCAUCCUUCCAACAAACCUCAAGCACGAGUUCACAUUUUAGCUCAGUUCCCAUUACUCCAAGAUCGUUUCCCAUUUCUGGAUCCACCUCUGGCAUUAGCAGUACACUGAUAGGUACAUCCUCCUCCGAACUCAAGUCAACUACCGUUUCGACAAGUAAAUCAGCAGGAACCACCAGCUCCAUUACUACCUCUUCUAUGGUGUCUAGCAAUACAAGACCAUCAUCCUUAUCUUCAAGUGGUAGUACAACGCUGCCAUUAUCUUCGGUCAUAACUAGUUCGACGUUAUCGGCGUCGUCAUCUGCAAGCUCAAGAAUUGAAUCAUCGUCAGGGUCUUCAUUAUCCACAAGCCUAUCAAGUUUUUCUUCUGCAUUUACUUCUAGCUCCAUGUCCCUUUCGUCUGCUACAUCCUCUCUCUCAUCAAGUAGCAUAACAACAAGUGCAUCUAGCGUAUCUAUAUCAUCACCUUCAUCGUCCUUGUCAUCUACAGCAAGCAGCUCAUCUUUGGUUUCUUCUCCAUUAACUAAUUCUAGAUCUUCUAUCUCAUCAGUUGAGGUAAGUUCUACGAGUACACAAUCUGGAAAUCCACUCUGUGCCAGAGAAGGAGGUUGCGGCGGUAUGUCUACUUCUCGGGAAGCCAUAACCACGGGCUCUUCCAUGAUAGUCACAAGCAGUGCUAUUCUAAGCCCAACCUCCCCUGCAAGUCUGCCAACGACCCGUUUUGUUGUAACUACUUCACCAACCUCUCAUCAAAGUGGCCACAUCCAAAAACCGUCUACGAAAAUAGCAGCUGUAAGUUUCACUACUAAGGCCGUCACAAUCACCAGCUUUGAAACAAUCGUCAAGACCAUUCCUUGUAGCACAGCAACUCCCGGAGGGCAAACCACUGCGAAAGUAUCAACACAAGUUCUUACCAAGCUGGAAACUAUCCUAGUUACUGUGCCCUGUGCCACGCAAACUGGUCAACCAACGAACUCAUUCACAUUUUCAACAACGAUAGUCGAGAAUGUUAAAGCAGUGACUGUUACUUUACCUUGUACGACGGGCAAUCAAGCUGAGCAGCAGGCGCCGACUAUAACAACUCGCCUAGUGACAGAGCUUGAAACGAUAGUCCUAAAAAUCCCAUUUACAACCUCUACCACCGAGGCAUUCAAUGGCAAGCUAGUCCCAACUUCUAGUUUCGUUACCAUAUUUACUGGCAGUUCCCUCGGGCCCGGCAGUGGUAAUAGCAAUGUAAAUCCCAACCAAGGCUCAUCGAGUAAUACUGCUAAUAGCUCCGGCUCUGGCAGCGGUACGCCCGAAAAUGAGACUGGCUCAAUGAUAUCAGCUAAUCUGCCGGAGGGUAGCGGGUUGGGCACAAACCAAGGCACUUCAUCAACUAAAGAGGCUCCAGAACAAGCCACUUCAGUACAAGGUUCCUUCGAAUCUACUGAAACUGCUGCAUCAAUUUCUGUCGAAUCAUCCAGUACUUCAGUUCCUGAGGAAGCUGCCAGUGGUCCUACACCUCCAUUAUUGAAACCGGGCGGAUCAUCCACAACCACUUUGCCACCCCAAUCGAGUAACAAGGUUCCUUCCGUUGCAUCUUCGGGGAGCACUCUGCCUUCUUCACUCCCUGUUUCCACAGAAAUUGUAUAUUCUAAUUCCGGCACACAUUCAUCAUCCAUAUGUUCAACUACACUUGGGGUAAUUUUGGCUCUAUUUCUUAUCUACAACUGA
Molecule: messenger RNA, 7803 nt
Organism: Sugiyamaella lignohabitans
Lineage: Eukaryota; Fungi; Ascomycota; Dipodascomycetes; Dipodascales; Trichomonascaceae
Gene: EAP1
Product: putative cell wall adhesin
Exons: 1
Coding region: 1-7803 (2600 amino acids)
Source: RefSeq, a predicted model, not a curated record